Molecule: messenger RNA, 3681 nt
Organism: Salvia miltiorrhiza (redroot sage)
Lineage: Eukaryota; Viridiplantae; Streptophyta; Magnoliopsida; Lamiales; Lamiaceae
Exons: 6
Coding region: 593-1759 (388 amino acids)
Molecular function (GO): zinc ion binding; nucleic acid binding
Source: RefSeq, a predicted model, not a curated record
AAGAAAAUGAAUUUAUUUUUAAUUCCAACAAAAAUGAUUUACAAAAAAAAACAUUUGUAAAUUUAGUUAUUAAAUUUAUAUGCAUUACAUAUUUAUUUAAUUUAACAUUUAGCAUCUACACGAGUUAUUUAUUUAAGCGAACACUGAAUGAUUAUUACAGUUUUCAUUAUAUUUUAUUUAUUUCUUUCCCACUCACACUUUACACUACACUACACUACACGAUAUAUUUUUUUUUUUCCCCACCAAUUUCACCCACUCUUCCACUCACACUUAUAAGCUGACCCACUCUUCCACCCACACUUAUAAACUGAUUUCACCUAUAAAAGCCUCCAUCCUUUAACGCCUAUUCAUCCCAAAAUCAAUUCUUCUCAUUGAGCUUUCUACUUAAUUCAGCUUCCCAAUCUUGAGCUUCUUCUCAAUCAUAUUCUACAGCAGCUGAACAAUAGAAUAAUCUCAUAAUAAUUUCAUAAAACAAAGGAUCGCCUUUUACUCAACCAUCGACUGAUUUCUUGUAGGCUUUGUGGAUCGUGAGGACUAGCACUGCUAUACCAAUUCAGAGUUAAGAAUAAACGACAGGCUUUGCCUAUUCAGAAUGGAAGGUGCACCAAGAGGACGUGGUAGAGGGCGCGGACGUGGCCGUGGGCGCGGUAGGGGAUUUGUACCCGAAGAGCCUAUUCCACAAGUAGCACCAAAUCGCACAGCCGAGGAAAAGUUUCGCAAAGAAAAACCCCCAACGUUUGAUGGAUUGGGCGAACCUGCGGAUGCCGAGAAAUGGGUUAGGGCAAUAGAACGGAUCUUCAACUACAUCCGUUGUGACGAUGAGGAUAAAGUGGCAUGCGCAACUUAUCAGUUGGUGGACGAAGCUGACUUUUGGUGGGAGUCAGUGAGGCGGACUAUGACUGACGAACAGUGGGAGAAUUUCACAUGGGAAGAAUUCAAGGCUGAAUUGUAUGAGAAGUAUAUACCAGGAUGUUACCGACAAAAGAAACAGAACGAGUUUUGGAAUUUGAGACAGAAAACGGGAACUGUGACCGAGUAUGAUAGAGCCUUCAAUCAGCUAUCAAGAUAUGCUCCGACGUUGGUGGACAGCGAUGAGAAACGCGCAGAGAAGUUCAGAAACGGACUGCGUCACGAGAUAGCGAUUUCCCUAGCAAGUCAAGGGGGUCUCACCUACGCGCAGACAUUGAGCAGAGCCCUCACUAUUGAGUCAUUGUUGCCAAGGGAGAAAGGAAAAUCCCCCGAACAGUUUGGAUUUGUACCAUCUCAAGAUGGUAGUAAGGGAAAGAGAAAAUGGAAUGAAGGGACUGGUGGAAACAUUGGAAAUGGGAAGAAACCAUGGACGGCAAAUCAAAAUCAGAAUCAACAUCAGAACCCACAACCUCAAGCAAUAGUUCAAACUCCUUGCCCAAAAUGUCAAAAACUCCAUCCGGGAGAAUGUCUGAAAGGAAUGAACGUCUGCUAUAACUGCGGAGAGGCCGGGCAUUAUGUCUCGACAUGCCCAAAGAAGGGAGGAGGAGCACCCCAACAACAAAAUCCUGGAAACCAACAACGACAAAACCAAGGUCCUAGAGGAAAUCAGAACCAACCACGAUACGCUAGGGCCUAUGCCCUUAACCAACACCGAGCAGCAGGAGAUCACGGAAACCUGACAGGUACGAUUAAUGUUUUCGACAUGUCGAUUAUAGCUCUAUUCAAUAUUGGAGUAUCCUAUUCUUCCAUUUCAUAUGUUGCUUGUAAGAAAUUAGAAUUUACGCUAUAAUCGUCCGUAACAACGAUAAAAGUUAGUACAACUGACGAUGAAAGACUGCUACUAAGGACGUCACCGCGAACUCAGAGCUCGAUAUAGGCGCCGAAACAUUUUGACAUACUUACAUGUUAUUCCUAUGAUAGAAAUUGACGCAAUCCUCGAAUUGGUUGACUUACUCAAGUCAGCGCCACGAUACUUUUAACAAGAGAAAGAUCCCUCUUCAAUCUUCAGGAGAGGAUGAGACAAGUUUCCACGACAUAACGACGUACCAGAGUUUGAGGAAAAUUUUCUAGUUUGCUAAACGAUGUCGCGCUGUUAGGGAAUUAAGUACGUAUAUGAUUUAGUGCCGCACAAGAGUUGAGUGGAAUGAAAGUCUAGUAUCCAAACUAGAUGACCCAGAUAUGCAAUUUCGAGGACGAAAUUUUUAUAAGGAGGGAGGAAUGUAACACCCCGCCUAUUUAUAUUAAGUUUAGAAUUUAAUUUAAACUUAGAUUUAAGAUGAUUCACGCCGGAUAAAAGAAAAUGAAUUUAUUUUUAAUUCCAACAAAAAUGAUUUACAAAAAAACAUUUGUAAAUUUAGUUAUUAAAUUUAUAUGCAUUACAUAUUUAUUUAAUUUAACAUUUAGCAUCUACACGAGUUAUUUAUUUAAGCGAACACUGAAUGAUUAUUACAGUUUUCAUUAUAUUUUAUUUAUUUCUUUCCCACUCACACUUUACACUACACUACACUACACGAUAUAUUUUUUUUUUUUCCCCACCAAUUUCACCCACUCUUCCACUCACACUUAUAAGCUGACCCACUCUUCCACCCACACUUAUAAACUGAUUUCACCUAUAAAAGCCUCCAUCCUUUAACGCCUAUUCAUCCCAAAAUCAAUUCUUCUCAUUGAGCUUUCUACUUAAUUCAGCUUCCCAAUCUUGAGCUUCUUCUCAAUCAUAUUCUACAGCAGCUGAACAAUAGAAUAAUCUCAUAAUAAUUUCAUAAAACAAAGGAUCGCCUUUUACUCAACCAUCGACUGGCUUUGUGGAUCGUGAGGACUAGCACUGCUAUACCAAUUCAGAGUUAAGAAUAAACGACAGGCUUUGCCUAUUCAGGUGGGCUUAUUUUCCAAAUGUAUGAUUUAGCUAUUGAGCUUAAAUAUUUCAAUGAAAUGAAAACUGUUUAUCCAAUAAAUAUUUUUGUGCACUCUGCUCUGUUUAAGGCUCGCAUAAGUUAAUCGAUCGAGGUUCUCUUAUGACCUAACACGUUGUUUGAGAAUUGUGUACACCUAUUAGCUGACUCGGUGGGUUGAUCUCCAUCGGGCACUAAUCAUGUAUGAGGCGUUAUAAGGGUGCUCGACGGGAUGUGUUCCGGAGCAUUGGGUCCCAAAUGGGAGCUUGGCUGGGUUACGCCCUCAGUCCAAGUAAAGCAGGAGUAAUGGAUCCGUCGGUGGCUAAAAGGUCCGGGAUCACAGCGAGUAACGGAAAGGGAGUGUGACAAUUGCGCGCAAUAUAAUAAAAUGUUUUAACAUGCUUAGAAGUUAUUUUUGUUUUAAAACCUUCUAAGUCAUGUAAAGUAUAAUUGGAUAAACUGCUCUUAUGAUUAUGAAAUAUUUAUAAAAAUGCUAGCCCACUAAGUACAUUAGUACUUAGCCCAAAAUUUCUUUCAAAUGUUUUCAGGUUGAUUGGUCGGUGCUGACGGGGCAGAGCUGAGGCUAGGGUUCAACUCCGUAUUUUGUCUUCCGCUGUUGCACUAGCUCUUAUUUGUCUUUUAUUUCUCCAACUUAAGACUUUUAUGUUAAAUUCUGAAUUAUGUUUUCUUAUCGAGCUUAAACUCUCAACUUCUAGCUCUAUGUUAUUAACGUUGGUUAUCGGAAGCAUGAAACCGAACUUGUGAUCCUAAGGCUUAGAAUGUUGUUGAUUGAUUAAUAUCACUUGAUUUUUGUCUUUCUUCA